Helianthus annuus (common sunflower) is the source of this 1544-nucleotide messenger RNA. Its product is annotated as WD-40 repeat-containing protein MSI1. Bases 104 to 1372 code for a protein of 422 amino acids. Gene Ontology annotation, biological process: regulation of gene expression. The record is from RefSeq and is a predicted model, not a curated record. The transcript has 5 exons. Gene Ontology annotation, cellular component: nucleus. Gene Ontology annotation, molecular function: histone binding. NCBI's taxonomy places the organism in Eukaryota, Viridiplantae, Streptophyta, Magnoliopsida, Asterales, Asteraceae.
UAACCAUCUACUUCACUCCUGUUAUGAAGCCAUCAAACAACCCCCAAAAUCAAAGCCUUAAGCUUAGAUUCCCAUCAAACCCCACUCCAAUUUCAACAACAUUAUGGUGAAAAAUGCAGACGAUAUCAGAGUAGAGAUGGAAGAGAGGCUAAUCAACGAAGAAUACAAAAUCUGGAAAAAGAACACACCCUUUUUGUACGAUUUAAUAAUCACACACGCCCUCGAGUGGCCGUCGCUCACCGUUGAGUGGCUGCCGGACCGUCAUGAGCCCGCCGGAAAAGACUACUCCUUUCAGAAGCUGAUUCUUGGGACCCACACAUCCGAUGAUGAACCGAAUUAUCUUAUGAUAGCUCAGGUUCAGUUACCGGUUCAAGAUUCUGAGUACGAUGCUCGUAAUUACGAUAAUGAUCGCUCUGAUUUGGGGAGUUUUGGGGGUGCUAGUACAAAGGUACAAAUAAUCCAGCAAAUAAAUCACGAGGGAGAGGUGAACAGGGCUCGUUAUAUGCCUCAAAACCCGUUCAUGAUUGCCACUAAAACAAUCAGUGAAGAAGUUUAUGUAUUUGAUUAUAGCAAGCACCCGUCUCUAGACGGAGAAUGCAGUCCUGAAUUGAGAUUGCGGGGCCACAAAACUGAAGGAUAUGGCUUAUCAUGGAGCAAGUUUAAGCAGGGCCAUUUGCUUAGCGGUUCUGAUGAUGCUCAAAUUUGCUUAUGGGACAUCAAUGCAGCUCCCAAAAAUAAGUCUUUGGAUGCUAUGCAAAUAUAUAAGGUUCAUGAUGGUGUUGUAGAAGAUGUCGCAUGGCAUUUAAGGCAUGAAUAUUUGUUUGGUUCAUGUGGGGAUGACCGACACUUGCACAUAUCGGAUCUCCGGUCUCCGUCAGUUACGAAACCUGUCCAAAGUGUAGAAGCUCACCAAAGUGAGGUUAACUGCUUAGCUUUCAACCCUUUUAAUGAAUGGGUUGUAGCAACCGGGUCAACAGACAAGACCGUGAAGUUGUUUGACUUGAGAAAGUUCCAGACGCAUCUCCAUAGUUUUGAUUUUCACAAGGAGGAGGUGUUUCAAAUUGGAUGGAAUCCACAGAAUGAGUCGAUUUUAUCUUCUUGUUGUGCUGGUAGGAGACUCCUGGUGUGGGAUCUUAACAGGAUUGGGCAGGAACAAACAAACGAUGAUGCUGUAGAUGGGCCACCCGAAUUGCUCUUUAUCCAUGGCGGGCAUACAAGUAAAAUUUCGGAUUUCUCAUGGAAUCCAUGUGAUGACUGGGUCGUUGCUAGCGUUGCUGAAGAUAAUAUACUUCAAAUAUGGCAGAUGGCUGAAAAUAUCUACCACGAUGAAGAUGAUAUGCCUGCAGAGGUAUCCGUAGAUAUGAACAUGUAGGAUUGGUUUCCGUUUAAUCCAAGGCAUGUUUACCUUCUUUCUCAUCCAUGGAUUUAUGUUGUGCUGUAAAUUAUAUACACAAUUAGGUAUUGAAAUUUUAGAGUAUAUUUUGUUAUGUUGCAACAGCAUUUGUAUAAUCUGACAUUUUGUUUAAUAAUUUUAUUUUUUUUCA